Messenger RNA from Danaus chrysippus (African queen), 1257 nucleotides. Lineage: Eukaryota; Metazoa; Arthropoda; Insecta; Lepidoptera; Nymphalidae. The record is from the annotation of a GenBank genome assembly.
AUGAGUGAUCAAGAAUGUAAUGAUACGACAAAGGAAGAUAUUUACCCCGUCGCUGAAUGCCGCGCGUGCCUGCAAGUCUUGUAUUCCGAUUCCAAUUUAAUAAAUAUAUUUGAACCAUGGACGCCACCGUGGGAUGGGAUGGAGAAUACUAUAGCCGAAGAUUUAGUGAAACUUACUAAUAUACAAAUAUCAGAAACCGAUAAGCAUUCGAAAUUCAUAUGUGAGACAUGCUAUCAAGUUCUGCUUGGGGCAUGCCAUUUCACAGCUUGUGUUAGGAAAAGUUAUCAAAUUUUACUCGAACGCUAUCCUUGUGAGUCUCAAAUAGAUGUAAAUGACAAAGUGUGGCCUAAACCAAUACAAGUAGACAAGACUGUACACAGCUCAAUGUACCAAAACCCUGUAGACAUAGAAAUCAAACAGGAAGCUUUAUCUGAUGAAGAAUAUAGUCAUGCUACAGAGACAUAUGAUGAAGGGAAGGAUAAUCUAGCAAAUUUAGACAUUAAGAUUGAACCUGAGGAAAUACAGAUUCAGAAUAUUCAAAUAAAUGUUAACGGCACUAUAGUAGAGGAGCAACUUAAUUGUGAUUCAUCAUCAGAACACAUAACUAAUGGAAAUAGUACAAUGGAUGAUAAUGAGUUAAGGGAUUCAGUAAAGGAAGAGCCCCUAACAGAUGACGAUGAAAACGACAAUUUAGCUUCAGAUCUGCCUCUUGAAUGUCUACUUUGUUCUAAAUCAUUUAACAGUGUUACUGGACUAAAGGCCCACGUGAUCGCACAACAUUCCUAUAAAUCAGUGAAACGGAAGUCUGACAGUGUGUCGCCGCAGAAGAAAAAAUGUAAUUAUAUCUGUGCUAUAUGUAGAAGACGUUUUUCAACAUCAACGGAUCUAAUGGUUCAUGAAACCUGUCAUAAUAAGAGCGUGUGUUACGGUUGUAAUCAGAGUUUCGAUACGUUCGCACAAUUGACUGUACACAGAAGAACGUGUAAGGCUGUAGCCAGUCGGAUGAAACAUAAGACUUUGGAUGAUGUUUUAAGGCCUCAAACCCAAGUUAAACAGCCAAAAAAGAUGAGAAAAAAGGAAUUGCACUGUGCAGAGUGUAAUGAAACAUUUAGUGAUGUUUACUACAAGAGGAUUCAUGAAGAAAUACAGCAUAGUUUAACAAGUGAAGAUGUUAAAAAGAAGGUUGAAUCAAUGGAGGUUGAUAUACCUGGUAGGAUAUUAACAAGAAAUAAACGAAAAGAAGGCUACAAACAAUAG